Molecule: messenger RNA, 1521 nt
Organism: Plasmodium berghei ANKA
Lineage: Eukaryota; Apicomplexa; Aconoidasida; Haemosporida; Plasmodiidae
Product: conserved Plasmodium protein, unknown function
Exons: 3
Coding region: 1-1521 (506 amino acids)
Source: RefSeq, a predicted model, not a curated record
AUGUCGGACGAACUCUUUGACGAAGUUGAAUUUAUAAAUAAACAAUUCAAUUUUAAAAACCCAAAUAUAAACAAAAAAUUAGACAAAGAUGACCAAAAUAAAGUUAUCCAACUAUUAACAAUUUGUAAAAAAAAAAUUGAACUAAAUAAAGAAUAUAAUGAAAACUAUCUAAAUAACUAUAUCAAAUCAUUAAAGAUCGCGAUAUUCUAUAUGCCAUUUAAUCCUAUAAUUAAAGAAAGGAUAACGGAAAAUGAAGCAUAUGAACAAUUAUUUUUAGGAAGAAACUUUAUCAAUAAUGCCUCAAAUUUGUUAAAAGAAAAAAACUAUAAUAUUAAUAAUUUAAAUGGAAAUGACAUCCAAAUAUGUGGGCAAAGCAAAUGGAACAAUAAUGUUCCAUUAUAUGAUCAGAUUAAUAAAUAUGAAUUAAUAUUUUUAAUUAAUUUAAUAACCCAUAAUGAAAAUAAUAAUAAAGUAUGGAAAUAUUCGUAUCCUUGGUAUUUUUAUUAUAUUAUUUUAAAUGAGCUUGAACAGGAUAACAUAUUUAUGUUACUAAAUAAUUUUAUACUAAACAAAAUAACAUAUGACGAAUUAACAAAAGACGACAAUAUUGCAUUUGUUCUUUUUAUUUCCUUAUUUAAUAAUUUAAAAAACAUAAAAAAUGAAGCAACUAUUUGUAAUUAUUUUUAUUUCUUUAUUGAAAAUUGCUUAAAAUAUGAAAAUAAAUUGUUUAUACACAUUUUACAACAUAUGAAAUUACUAUACACACAUUUUGAAUGCUUAACAAAAAAAAUGAAAGAAAACGUUAAAGAUAUUUAUAAUGAAAAUAUUACAAUAUCAGAAAAGUGGAAAAUAUUUAAUAAUGUAAAUAAUAAAAAAUAUGUUUUGAAAUAUAUAAUAUUUAUGUAUAGACUACUUUUUGAAGCAUUAUAUAAUAUUAUGGAUCAAAAAAAUUUUGAAAUAGAACCAGUUUCUCAAUACAAAGAAUUAUAUAAAAUUAUAAUUGAAGAAAUUCAAUAUAAUUUAAUAUUUAUCAAUGAGAUAAAUUAUUUCCAUAAUUUUAUAGAUACACACAUUGAUUUAUAUAACAAAUACGUUCUGUUUAUGGACAUGUUUUUGCAUUAUAAAAAAAAUAAUAAUUUGGAAAUAUUUAAACUAAUUUUAUUUAUUUCCAACAUUUUUAUUGAUUCUUAUGAACAGUUAGAUUAUUUGUCAUCUUCAGAAAAAAAAAAUUAUAUCGACACAAUUUUUACAUACUUGAAAAAUAUACACAAUAUGAGAAAUGAGCAUAUAUCAAAAAAAGAAAAUAUUCUAUAUCAUAAUUUUGUACUUAAUAGAUAUAUUAUUAGUAUUGUAGCAAAUUUUUCUGUGGAUUAUCAAAUUUCUGCUUACAUUAAAGAGAUACAAGGAAUUAACAUUUUGAGAAAGUUCAUGUAUGUUGAUGAUAAGGAUCCCUGUUUAGCAGAAUAUUCUAUUUUGGCUAUUAAACAUAUAAAGGAAAAUGAAAAUUUGGAUGGCCUUUAA